UAAAGGAGCGACCUCAGUCUACUUUGUCACUGAGUUCUCAAGUUAAAUUAGAGCGUUGUUGGAUUUGUUGCGUAAAUUGCGCGUAAAAGGCUCCCGCGUGCCAAUCUCACGACCUCACAGGUGUUUCCUAUUGCGUGACAGGUGCUGCUUGAUUAGAGACUGGUCCAUAAGGUGCCUGUUGCAGCUCCUGCUGCUACAAAAUGCAUCAUGUUGGAUGUUAGUCACGUUUUCUCACGGAACAUGACUCAGACUAUUUACAGCGCUUAAACCUCUUUUCAAGCUUGUGAUUGAAAUGCACAUGAGCAUGUAUCAUUUCACACAGUUGGACAGGAAAACACGUUUGUGUAUUCUGUCACCAGUUUCUCCUGUUGGAAUAUCUUUUUCCUGUUCAAUGUUGUAAACUAAAUCUCAGCCAUAAAAUUGCAGCUGCUCUCGGGGUCCCAGAAUUUUUGCUCUUUUGCAGUGGAAACCGUGGUGAUCAUCAGAGGGCCCUUCAUCCACCUCCAUCACUGGCUGGUGUUAAGCAGCAGGAGAAGCCUUGUCUCUGCAAAGCUCUGCUGCGACUGAACCUUAAGUUUGCUGUGCAGCUUCUUUAUUCCUGUCAGGAGACGGGAUUUGGAUGCCAGUGUACUUUACAGUCUCGUGAUGUAAAAAUAACUCCACACAAACCCUAACAGCUGCGGGGGAACUGUCUCUAAACUAUACUAGGUGAACCGGAUCAAGCCAGUAAAGUUGCCACAGUGUUUAAAUACCCUAAAUCAAACCAAAAUGCAUGAGUAGCACAUUUGUGAGUGCCAGUGCCAGUUCUUCUGGACUCACAAUGGCUGAAAUGACAUGAUAUGCUCUUUUAAGGACACUUCAGAUCCUUGCUGUGGCAACUAGUGCCACAGAGAAAGAGUAAUGUUUGCUGGGCGUGUGCCAGGAAUGAGGUUUGGUGUCCAGAGCGAGCCAGUAAAGCAGUUCAAGAAUGUGAGUUCUUCUCAUUUGUAGUUAAAGAUAGAGGCAGAAAAGACUGGAUCCUGCAGCAUCUAACUUCAGAUUAUCUCAGUUCUGGUGCUUUUUAAAAGGUUGUUGAUUUGUGGACAUUUGUUAGUGGAAGGAGUAGACGAGCUUGGGCAAGGAAAACAAAAGCAGCCAUGGUGCUUUAUAAAAGAAUGAUUGAAGACUGCUGGCAGCGAGGUGACAACAUGGCGGACAGAAGGCAACUGUAUGUCGAGAUGAGGGCCCAGGAUUUGGACUCCAUACGGUUGUCAACCUACAGAACAGCCUGCAAACUUCGAUUUGUGCAGAAGAAAUGCAACUUGCACUUGGUUGACAUUUGGAACGUCAUCGAGGCUUUCCGCGAGAACGGCCUUAACACCAUGCACCUCAGCGCUGAGCUUGCUGUGGCUCGUCUGGAAGUGGUUCUGUCCACGAUCUUACACCAGCUGAACAAGCGCAUGCCCACCACCCAUCAGAUCAGCGUGGAGCAGUCCAUCAGCCUGCUGCUCAACUUCCUGCUGGCGGCCUACGACCCGGAGGGUCACGGCAAGAUUUCUGUUUUUGUCAUGAAGAUGGCGCUUGCAACCAUCUGCGGAGGGAAAAUUCUGGAUAAACUAAGAUAUAUCUUUUCACAAAUAUCAGAUCCUGCUGGAAUAAUGGUUCCCUCACAGUUUGACCAGUUUCUGAGGGAGGUGCUGAAAUUACCCAUGGCGGUGUUCGAGGGGCCUUCCUUUGGCUACACUGAGCAAGCUGCACGAUCCUGCUUUGCACAGCAGAAAAAGGUCUCGCUCAACACAUUCCUGGACACGUUGAUGUCAGACCCGUCCCCUCAGUGCUUGGUGUGGUUACCGCUCAUGCAUCGUCUCGCUAACGUGGAGAACGUGUUUCAUCCGGUCGAGUGCUCCUACUGCCACACUGAGAGUAUGAUGGGCUUCCGCUACCGCUGCCAGCAAUGUCACAAUUACCAGCUCUGUCAGGACUGCUUCUGGAGGGGGCAUGCCAGCGGUUCCCAUAGCAACCAGCACCAAAUGAAGGAGUAUACGUCAUGGAAAUCUCCCGCGAAGAAGUUAUCUCAUGUCCUCAGCAAGUCACUGAGCUGUGCAUCCAGCAGAGAGCCCCUUCACCCCAUGUUUCCAGAAACGCCAGAGAAACCUCUCAACCUCGCUCAUAUUGUGCCACCAAGACCAGUGAAUCUUGCCAAUGACUACUCCUUCUCCCACACCAUGCCUACAUCAGGGAACCCGUACUCCACCAAAAACCAGAAUAAUGAUGCUGGGCAGAAAACAGCCCUGGCCUGGGCUGUUCCACACCUGUUGAGAGGAAGAGGGCUGAAGUACAACCUGGAGGUUGCCGAUAGACUUGCUGACGAACAUGUUCUCAUUGGCAUCUAUGUGAAUCUGCUCCAAAACCGACCCAGCACAUGCUUGCUGGAAAGCAGUAACCAUCAUGAUGAGGAGCACAGUCUUAUUGCCCGCUACGCUGCUAGACUGGCUGCUGAUGCUGUGGCUCAAGAGCAGAGGGACCCCACAGACCUGCCCUACUCUCUGGACACUAACAAACAGCAGCGGCAGCUCAUCGCAGAGCUGGAGAGCAAGAACAGAGAGAUCCUGCAGGAAAUCCAGCGGCUGCGCCUCCAGCACGAGGAGGCUUCCCAACCGCCACCCGACAAGGGUCAGCAGAACCCCACCCUGCUCGCUGAGCUACGACAUCUCAGGCAACGCAAAGAUGAGCUUGAACAAAGAAUGUCUACUCUGCAGGAGAGUCGCAGGGAACUCAUGGUGCAGCUGGAGCAGCUAAUGAUGCUUCUCAAGACUCAGGGUCCCGGAUCUCCACGCUCUUCUCCGAGCCACACCGUCAACCGACCGAUCCCCACGCCGAUCCACUCGGACUCUGCUGGCACCACUCCGACCCACACGCCUCAGGACUCGCUGAUGGGAGUAGGAGGGGAUGUUCAGGAGGCCUUCUCUCAGGGUCCAAGGAGAAAUUUAAGAAAUGAUCUUCUUAUUGCUGCUGACUCCAUCACCAACACAAUGUCCUCACUAGUUAAAGAGCUCAAUUCAGAAGGGGGCAGCGAGACCGAGAGCCUCUUGGAUUCAGACUUUGGACGUUGUGAUUUAAUGGCUUCAACUUCUUCAGAUCAUUUCUUCACAUAUAAACCAAGGCCUGUUAGCACUGCAGAGGAAGAAAGCUUUGAGAACAAUCUGGAGCGGCAGCUUGAAGACGAGCUCAAGUUGGAAGAGUUAGUGAAGCACAGACAGGAAACCGACGAAACGUGCAUGCUGACGCUGCAACAGUGACUGUGGUAGCUAAGGGAUUGGUGAGCAAUGCAGCAAUAGUUGAAGACACUGAAAGAAUUACCACUGGACUGACCAAACAGCGCUGACGAUAUGGAGAAUUUAGGUUUAGCUAAAUCCAACCAUAAAAUAUGAUUAUGUAAAGAUAUAGUUUUUUAACCAAGCACAUAUUUAAGGUAAAACUGUGAGCUGGUGUAAAGAGAUUAAUUACUGAGCUGUCUAUUAUACCACAGGUGCCAUAAAACACAUGAUUUGGGAGAAAUGUUUCUUAAUUUUUAAUCUUUUUUUACAUGCGUUGUCUGUCAGCUGUAGUAGGUUCGCUGUAAAUGCAGGGUGACCAACUUGUUCCUUUCUCUUGUUUUGAACAACAUGCUUAAAUGUUGAGUUUCACCCGAUUCAUGGUGACACACCUGAUUUUAUGUGCAGUUAUGAAAUAAUAUAUCCUAAAUGUGUUUUUAUUUGAUCUAUUAUUCUGGCCAAUGUGCAUGAACAAAAUGAACAUUUUUCCACGUUUCUACUGUUGCUUCUAAAUAGUGUUCUUUCAUUUGGAAAAAUAGUACUUCUGUGUGUUUGUUUCAUUUUGUAAAUUAGGAAUAAUAUUGCACACUGCCUUAGCUGACUGGAUGAUCUGUCACAGCAGUUCAUUUUAGCAGCAUGUAGCCUACAACAAAACACACCUGGAGGUUUUUAUUGAAGUUAAGCCCAUAAACGCCAGCUUCACCCGCACAGUUAGCAUUUGCUUACAAAUUAUAUAUAAUGUUGAUCAAAAAAAUCACAGAAAAAUCAAUUUAUGCUUUUUCUUAUUAGCAUUCAACACAACCUGCUGUUAAAAGAAAGAUAAUUUUGCUUUACUCUUAUGUGUAGCACUUCAAACUUGACACAAGUACAUUCAGUUGAUCCAGGGAAAAUGGUUUACGCUUCAUUUCUGAUCCUCUUUGACCCCUAAAUUUUCAAAAUGCCUCCGUGUCCACUUGUGGGAGAUUUAGGGUCUUAUUCUGGGUAUUAUUUGAGUUUUAGAAAGAUCAUGCCUGCAUGAGAACAGCUUUUUAAUGGCUGCUUAUCACAACAAACGUCUGAAAAAUUGAAAGAAAUAUCAACAGAACUUUGUCGAGCAUCUUCGAUAUGUCGUUUUAGUCAAAAUGUAUUAUUGUAUUGGGGAAAGAUUUUGAAAAUGAUAGUUCUAGCAGGCAGAAUCAUUAGAAAAUGUACAUUUAAAUGAGAAAUGAUGGAUUACUGCCAUAAGUUCAGUUAACAUAAAUUCUCCCACACAAACCUUUGUUUAAUUUGCACACCAACACAUACACGUUCUUCAUGCUUUAUAUAUGUGUGUGUAUACAUUUUUGCCCAGUUAUUUUAAAAAAAAGUGGCAAGCCAAUCUUAAACCAUAAGAGUGUGAAAAUUUUCUAGUUUGAUUUUUGCCCUAUUUUGAGCAAGUUCAUAGCAGUGACUUUGCAUGGUGGUAAUGCAUAAUAAAGUGUUGACACAAUA
Messenger RNA from Nothobranchius furzeri (turquoise killifish), 4763 nucleotides. It is a transcript of the gene dtna, whose product is annotated as dystrobrevin, alpha. NCBI's taxonomy places the organism in Eukaryota, Metazoa, Chordata, Actinopteri, Cyprinodontiformes, Nothobranchiidae. Gene Ontology annotation, molecular function: zinc ion binding. Gene Ontology annotation, biological process: synaptic signaling. Gene Ontology annotation, cellular component: synapse; plasma membrane. The record is from RefSeq and is a predicted model, not a curated record.